Molecule: messenger RNA, 1930 nt
Organism: Zootermopsis nevadensis
Lineage: Eukaryota; Metazoa; Arthropoda; Insecta; Blattodea; Termopsidae
Product: scoloptoxin SSD14
Biological process (GO): glutathione catabolic process
Cellular component (GO): plasma membrane
Molecular function (GO): glutathione gamma-glutamate hydrolase
Source: RefSeq, a predicted model, not a curated record
UGGGAUGGAAGGACGACAGCUGCUUGUGUAGAUGGCACACGAAAGGGAACGUCUUGUUUCUGAAGAAUCUAACCACGAUUAUGGCGCAUUCGUUACAGAUGAAAGCGGAAAGAGGCUGUGUCUUAACGCAACGCAAGAUGGCCGGGGCUCGAUCGAGAAACACCAAAAGCGGUUGGUUGAGGCCGUCUUGGUGUGCGCACUUUUCGUGAUCGUAAUAACCAUAACUUGGGGAGUGGUCAUCCUCCUUGCUAGGUCUGACCCAGUGACAGACCUGCCUCCGUCAUACUCGAAGGAAGGGCACUACACCCGAGCAGCUGUCAGCGCCGACUCCACAGUCUGUCCACCCAUUGGCAGGUCAGUUCUCGAGAAGGGAGGAUCCGCUGUGGAUGCUGCAGUCGCAGUGCUGCUCUGUCAAGGGGUCUCUGACCCCCUGCGGAGUGGUUUGGGGGGAGGUAUUUUCAUGCUGAUAUACCAGAGAUCCAGUCGCACUGUUCUCGCCUUGGACGCUAGCGUAUCUGUCCCUGCUAGGGCGUCCAGGGACAUGUUUCAAGACGAUACUACGAGGCAGGGUCGAGGAGGAUGGCUGGUCGCUGUUCCCGGAGAGCUAAUCGGUCUGUGGGAGGCGCAUAAGAAGUUUGGGGUUCUCCCAUGGUCGGAACUUGUGGAAACUGCAAUCCAACUGUGUGAACAGGGAGUUGCGAUGUCAGAAAACUUGGCAAAAUUUCUUCACAAAUUCCAGGACGUCGUCCUCGCUGACCCGGCGUUGAGGAAAACAUUUACCAGACCUGGAACUGGGGAGCUGUUGCAAGCGGGCGACGUGAUGAAGAACGUAAGGCUUGCGAGAACACUGCGGGUUGUCGCCACGCAAGGGGCAGAUUCAUUAUACAACGGAACUCUGGCGAAAGCUUUGGUCGAUGAUGUAAAGAGCUCUGGAGGAUUACUACGCAUGAAGGACCUCGCCAAAUACAAGCCAAGGUGGAGCAAAGCGGUGACCACAACUUUGCAGGCAGGAGGGCAGAAGCUGCAUAUGCACACCACGCCACCCCCAAGCGGGGGGGUUGUUGUGUCGCACAUUCUUAGCAUACUGGAAGGUUACAACAUGAGCAGUCAAGAUUUCGCCACUGUUUCGCGGCAAGUGACUACGCUACACCGCAUCGUCGAGGCAUUUAAGCUCUCCUUCGCCAAAAGACCGCUCCUAGGUGAUCCGGAAGACGCAGAUGUCAUUAAGGCAGUUCAAGACCUACUCUCCAAAAAGGUGGUUGAACAAGAAAGACAGAUGAUCAAUGACAACAAAUCAAUAUCAGACAUUACCUACUAUGGCCCACAGCUGGAAGAAGUUGAAGACUCAGCAACAACUCAUGUGUGUGUUCUUGCUCACAAUGGAGACGCUGUUUCAGUAACCAGCAGCAUGAGUGUCAAUUUUGGAUCAGGAUUUAUGUCCAGUAAGACAGGAAUAAUUUUGAAUAAUGUAAUGGAAAACGUCAAAGAACAAAAUAUAAUCAGCAAGCACGAAACAGUGACACCCAGUGCUAACUUUGUAUCACCCACGAAACAUUCCAUGUCCCCUGUGGCACCAUCAGUCUUUACAGAUGAAGCAGGUGAUAUAAGGCUUAUCAUUGGGGGUACUGGAGGAAUCAAGACCAUAACAUCUAUUGCUUAUGUCGCAAUACGAAACCUGUGGCUUGGAGACAGCGUGAAGACGGCAAUAGAUGCAAGACGCAUCCAUCAUCAGCUUAGUCCAAACAAGCUACAGUAUGAAUAUGGUUUAAUUAAACAACAAAUAGAAGGUUUGAAGAAACGACAACACAUUAUGGUACGGGUGAGAGACUGUUGGUCAUCUUUUGUUAAUGCUAUAGAGAAAAGAAUGAAUGGAAUGAUUAUUGCAAAUUCUGAUUAUAGGAAAGGGGGAACAGUUGAUGGGCUUGACUAA